Molecule: messenger RNA, 274 nt
Organism: Radiomyces spectabilis
Lineage: Eukaryota; Fungi; Mucoromycota; Mucoromycetes; Mucorales; Radiomycetaceae
Exons: 2
Coding region: 92-253 (53 amino acids)
Source: RefSeq, a predicted model, not a curated record
AGGCAUCUCUUAUCGAAGCUCGAUCGACUAUAUAAUCAAAAACAUCGCCUCGUUCGAAUACCCUGUCUACUAUUAUAAUUUCUGCAAUGGAAUGGAUAGAGCCCAAACAAAGCGAAAGCUGAAACGUGACUUGGAGGACAGCGUCUUUGAAUUUGAAGCAAGUGUUCCUGAGAUCGAAAAGUGGGUCAAGGAACAACUCGAGAAUGACAUUCCGGUAAGCCGAAAAAUCAAGAAAUCCAGCACGCCCAGGUAAAAUAAGGGAGAUCGAACGGGC